Trichoderma asperellum CBS 433.97 is the source of this 425-nucleotide messenger RNA. NCBI's taxonomy places the organism in Eukaryota, Fungi, Ascomycota, Sordariomycetes, Hypocreales, Hypocreaceae. The record is from RefSeq and is a predicted model, not a curated record.
CAACCUGGGCGACUACCAAGCUCCGCCGGAGCAGGCUCACUACAUGGCCGAUGGCUCGCUGGCGCCUCCUUACUCGCCUCAAGUGCCGUACGACGCCCACGAUCCCCACAAGAUGGCCGCCAUGACGCCGGUGCAUAUGCUGGCGACGCCGCCUCCUCCAGUAGAGUUGGAGCAGCCGCCGAUGAUUCACGAGCUGCCGCCGGAGAACUACAGCUAUGAGCUUCCCGCAGAGAGCUUUGAGCACAGGUGACUCCUGGGGAAUGGCCAGCAACGCCAAAUGUGAGGGGAGGGAUUUUCAUUUGUUUUAUUCGAGCAUGGUUCCAAGCAUUCCUCUUUUUUUAUGUUUAUGAGGAAGAGCGUUUAUCAGCCUUUUUUUCUUCUCUCUUUUAGAGUACCAUGAGCAUAUCGUUUCUCUUGAAAGCAUG